Messenger RNA from Orbicella faveolata, 2289 nucleotides. RefSeq lists its product as uncharacterized. Gene Ontology annotation, molecular function: protein binding. The record is from RefSeq and is a predicted model, not a curated record. Lineage: Eukaryota; Metazoa; Cnidaria; Anthozoa; Scleractinia; Merulinidae.
AUGGACAGUGAGGGAAGAACUGCCCUGCAUCUUGCUGUAGCUCAUCAGAAUGAAGCCGCCGUCAAAGUGUUGCUUUCUCUUGACAAGUGCAAAGUGUCAGCACAAGAUAACAUGAACCGUUCUCCUCUCCACUGGGCUGCAGUGUUAGGUAACCCUCAGUUAGUGAAAAUGCUGCUUGAAAAGAAUGCUGACUUCACUGCGGCCGACGGCAAUGGAGCGACAGCUCUGCAUUACGUCGCACAAAGCAACUUUAGUGAAACAGUCGCUGUGUUCCUGUCUUUCGACAAAAUUAAAGAUAUUCCCGAUAAAGAUGGGAGAACUGCUCUCAUGUGGGCUGCUGGAAAAGGAAGUGAAAAUGCGCUGAAGACGAUGCUGGAGCGCAACCUUGAUGUACACGCUACGGACAAAACAGGGGGAACCGCCCUACAUUCUGCAGCUUACUCUGGUCACGUGAACUGUGUGAAGCUGCUGAUUCAAUUCGGAGCCUGCGUUGAUGCACUGGACAUGCUUGAGCACACACCAAUCUACCGCGCAUGCGAGAUGGGACACACUGAAGUCGUCAACAGUUUGAUUCUGAAUGGUGCCACUGUGAACUUAGAAGACCAAGAUGGCCGAACACUGCUUCACUGGGCAGCUCUUGGAGGUCAUGCUCCUAUCUGUGUCGCUUUGAUAGAGCAGGGCUUGGCAGUGGACAGCAAGGACUCUCUGGGCCGUACGCCACUGCAGUGCGCUGCUCAUGGUGGGUUUGUCAAGUUCAUGACGGUGUUGAUUGAACAUGGCGCGGAGAUGGAUCACCAAGACAAGGACGGUAUCACCGCGCUGCACUGGAGCUGUGCAUCCGGGCAUUUGGAGGCUGUGAAGCUGUUGAUAAGGAACAGAGCCUUCCCUAACUUUACCGAAUUGGACACUGAUAGACUGACUCCUCUUGAUUACGCGAUCAUUGGUGACCACCAGGACGUUGCCCAGUAUAUGAUCGAACAAGGAGCGCUGACUAUUAAUGGCAUCCAGGACAUCGCGGCCACAACCAUUCAGAAGUGUUGGCGCGGUUACAACGUGCGCAAGGAAUUUGAAGAUCGGAAACCGUUGUUAGUAAGACACAACAGAACGUUACAUGGGAAAAAACGAGCAAGUGCAGCUGAACAAAAAAGAUCUCUGGACUUGCCUGAGAUCCAGUCUCCACGCAUUGUAUCCCCCAGCAUCAGAGAGGAAUCGCAUUGUAGCGUUUACGAUAGCGGAAUAAGCCUUGAAGCCAGCACAACGGACGAAAAUCAAGACAAACCGUGUUCAACUUCCAGUGAUGAACGAAGGCGUGCGCAAAAUGACAGUACUGCUGACGAAAUGUUUUUGUCAGGCGACACCGCUCAGGAAAACGCAACAGAAAGACUUGUGGCUAAUUUGUUACACAGUUCAAGCGAGGAACAACGUUCUUCUUCGGUAAAUUCUUCUCCAAGACAAGGAUCGGAAAAUAAUUUUCAAAAUAACUCGGACUUGAUGAGGAUUAUUUCUUCAGUGUUAUUAGAAGAAAACGUGGAACUCGAGGAAGGGUUAUUAUUUCAUGAUGAUAAAAACUUCCGGAGGUAUAGUGACCCAAAGAGGGAUUUGCCUGAGAAGGUACCAGCGAACAAAUUGCACAGCGUUACUUCGAAAUCGGAAGUGGCUCGAAGGGAGCGCGAACGACUUCAUUUAAUACGCACGAAAGUGAACGCGGCGGUUUUGAUUCAACGCUGGUACAGGAAGUGGACUUCGAUAAGGCGAGAACAUAUUGAACGCGAUUUGAUGUUUUCAGAAGUGAAAAAUGAACAGGAGGAACUCAAUAGAGAAGUCGCUGCGCUUACAAUUCAGCUGGCCUGGAGAAAACACGUGCGACUAAAGAUUGAGAAGAAUUCCACGAGAACUAAACAUCCAAAACCAAAGAAACCGCCACAAUCGACUCCUGCGUCGUGUAGACCUAAACAAAAUGGCAUUCACAUUUACGGACGUUCCAUUGAAAAAGGUCCGCCGAUAGGCUACGCGAAUUCUCGCUCCGCAAGCAAACGACGGCCAGGUUACAUGAAGUAUGAACCUUCGCCAGCCGCUAUGUCUUACAACAUGGCGAUAGAUUUGUAUCACCCCAUGGGAUCGAGGCAAGGUAACAGCCGCGCUGCCAUGGUAACUGGUAGCGCCAGAGUGAGGCCAGGAAGCAUGAAGCGGACUGUGAGUGGAUGGAGUCAUGAUGUUGGGUUUUUGACGAAAAUGAAUGGUCAGAGGACAGGAACCAGGAACCCCAGAACUUAGAAAGUUAUCGUCAAA